AUGGAUUCAGGCUGGGGCAUUCGUCCGGUGCCACGAGAGAACAGCCGCGAUCGUAACCAAUUGGGCCACGACCUGACGGCUGAAGCAACAACUCAUCUGUCCAAGUGGGCAUCUUUCCGCCGUGGUAAAUUUCGAAAGUCCAAGUGUGUAUCUUUCCGCCGUGAUGAUCUUCACACUUCAGUGGCAUUGGCUGCUAUUUCUGAGACAUUGAAAGUUAUGAAUGAUUUGUUGCACACUCGUAAGGGAAAGAAACAGGAAAAACGAUUGGAAUCGCUUUCUUCCUUAGAAGAGAAAAUAAGAGUAGUGCUCUCUGUUCUAGGAUUGUUGCCUUCUAGUUAUCACGAGGCUCUGCAACAGCUGCGGGAAAAAGCAUUGAUAAGAGCUUCCAUCACCGAGGAACUUGUGCUGCAGAAGAUUGAAGAGAGGACUGCAGCAAGGAAGGCGAAGCAGUACGAAAAAUCUGAUGAGAUCCGAAGAGAAUUGGCUGCUGUUGGAAUUGCCCUCAUGGAUGGCCCUGAAGAAACGACUUGGAGACCAUCCUUAUCUCUUUCUGAAGAAGGGGUGGUUGUUAAGACAUGA
Molecule: messenger RNA, 579 nt
Organism: Phragmites australis (common reed)
Lineage: Eukaryota; Viridiplantae; Streptophyta; Magnoliopsida; Poales; Poaceae
Product: cysteine--tRNA ligase CPS1 homolog, chloroplastic/mitochondrial-like
Exons: 4
Coding region: 1-579 (192 amino acids)
Biological process (GO): cysteinyl-tRNA aminoacylation
Cellular component (GO): cytoplasm
Molecular function (GO): cysteine-tRNA ligase activity; ATP binding
Source: RefSeq, a predicted model, not a curated record